This is a messenger RNA of Trichogramma pretiosum, 2058 nucleotides long. RefSeq lists its product as uncharacterized. The record is from RefSeq and is a predicted model, not a curated record. Gene Ontology annotation, molecular function: protein binding. NCBI's taxonomy places the organism in Eukaryota, Metazoa, Arthropoda, Insecta, Hymenoptera, Trichogrammatidae. Bases 141 to 1946 code for a protein of 601 amino acids. Gene Ontology annotation, cellular component: nucleus; cytoplasm. The transcript is spliced from 2 exons.
AAAUAUUUUUCUAUCGUCGCUGAAACAGACGAAAAGUUCACUGCUCGCACGCGCACACAGUCUCGACUCAAUUGCCGAAGUUACAACGAUCGCGCGAUCAAGAGAGAAAAAGAUCGUGUACCCGCGCGCGCCUGUCAAAAAUGCCGAAACCCGGAUCUAAAAAGAAGAGCGGCAAAAAUGCCUCCUACCCGAGAGCGGAUCGCGUCUACAUCACGAUGUGUCAAAAAUUGAAAGACGAUCCGGCGGUGGUCGGGCACGACCUGCUCGGCAACUUCAACGCUCUGGACGAGCUCGACAUCAACUGGAUCCUGACGAAGGCCUGCGAGGACAGUCAGCUCAAGGUCCUCAACUUCGUGCUGUUCCGCAGAAAGAAGAAGAAGCUCGUGCUGCCCGAGUUCUGCUUGACGGCGCUCCACAUAGCCGCGAAGAACGACCAGCUGGAUUACUUCGAUAUGCUGCUCGACAUCUACGACACGACGGUGAAUCACAAGGACCCGGUGAGCGGCUUCAGCCACUUUCAGGCGGCCUGCAAGAUCGGCCACUCGCGCCUGGCCCACCAACUGCUCGAUCUCGGCAUCCACGAGGAUCUGAAUCGCGUGGCCUUCGUCCUGACGGGAGCCAGGCCCGAUGCAAACCUGCUGGACAUCGUGCUGGCCAGCGGAGUCCCGGUCGAUCUCACCGACGAGGACGGAGCCACCCUGCUCAGCAGCUUUUGCCGUCGGAUAGGCUCGUCUGGCAUCGUCGUCACCGACGACUCACACCUGGCCUGCCAGGGCGUGAUCAAGGUCCUCAUCGGGCACGGGGCCAACGUCAAUUUCCGCACCCCUAGGACAAAUAUCUCGCCCAUCCAGUCUCUCUAUUUUUCCGGCAUCAGCGAAGGAGAUCUGCAGCUGGACAUGCUCAAGAUACUGCUGGACUACGGUGCCGACGUGGACCAUCGCGACAACUUCGAGGAGACCAUCAUGCACUACGUGCUGCGCCGCGAGUACAGCCCGCAGCUUUACGGAAAAGAGUUCGAGGUGCCGCGCCGCGACCCCCACGUCUCGGACGUGCUGUAUCUGCUCGUCGAAGACUUCAAGGCCGACGUCAACGUCGCGAACAACGCGCGCGAGACGCCGCUCUGUUUGGCCGUGUCCACCUGCAACCGGGAGGCGGUCGAGACGCUGCUGGAGCUCGGGGCCGAUCCCAGCUGGGUCACCUUCCAGCAUUUCUAUCUCGAGCCGAACAACGAGCAUCUGAGGAAUCUGGAGAUGGCGCAGAACUUGCUGGACAUCGUCGAGCUUCUGCGGGCCAAGGGCUUUCAGCUGGACGCGCGGCACGAGGUCAGGAUUUUGAGAUUUUUGCUGGGAUUCCCGACGACCCACGACUACUUUACGCUGCGCUACGUAGUGCCUCUAGCGCCGAGCGUGUCGUUUAUAAAGAGCCACUGCAGAGCGUCGAUGUACCUCGAGCACGAGUUAGGUCCGGUGUACAACGCCGUCGUCAACUACGCGAGAAUCGUCGAGCUCGGCAACAUGUACCUGGGCGAUCGCGCCAAGGAGAUCCUCGGCAGCCUCGUGGAAGAAUUGCAGACUCUGUACGACGAGAAGAGCGUCACGGGCUCGUCCAUGGAGCCGUUGAUGAAGGAGUCGAGGAGGAUAUACGGCGACCUGUGCCGCGCCGCCGAGCCCUACUUCGAGGACGAGCUGGGCCGAGCGCGCAAGCACAUGAUCAAGGACAAGGUUUCGCUGAUCGACGUCUGCGCCUUUCCUCCGAGCGAGGCCUACAAGCUGCUGGAGGACUCGGACUGGCAGAGCAUAGUGUUCUCGGAAACCUUUGACAAAGAUUACGUCUUCUUUGGGCCGGUGAUCAAGGGCUACUUGACGAGGGCACUGGCCAAGAAAUUCUUCGACGAGGUGUCGGACAAAACCGCCGCGACGGUGUUGGAGGACAAGUAUUUUGUGUGAACGAUCGUAAGAGAGAGUGUUUCGUACGUACUUUUGAUAUGUAUAUUUAUGUAAUUUGACUCUCAUUAUUGUAGAAAAAAUUCAACAGACAAUUCAAGAAAAAUUGAAUUUG